This is a messenger RNA of Phytophthora sojae, 2673 nucleotides long. RefSeq lists its product as hypothetical. The coding region runs from base 1 to 2673 and encodes 890 amino acids. Gene Ontology annotation, biological process: microtubule-based movement. The transcript is spliced from 3 exons. Lineage: Eukaryota; Oomycota; Peronosporomycetes; Peronosporales; Peronosporaceae. The record is from RefSeq and is a predicted model, not a curated record. Gene Ontology annotation, molecular function: microtubule motor activity; ATP binding; microtubule binding.
AUGACGGAAAAGGUUCAGGAAGAGCGCUCCAAGCGUGGGGAGGUGGAGAAGCGCAACCACUCGUUGCUUAUGGAGCUGGAUCAAUUGCAGAAGGAGGUAUUGGCCUUACGAGCUGCGGCUGCAGAUAGCGAGCGGAAAGCAAGCGAAGCUGCGCAAACCGAUGCCAAAUCCAGUGAUGGUGUUGCCUCGGCAAGCAAUGGCGUAUCUGCGAAGGCCCAGCUUGCUCCUGGUGCUCUUGACGAUGCAGAAGCUGGUGAAUUCUGCUGGAAAGAGCUGCUCGACGCGAAGAAAGCCAAAGAGAAGGCACUCGCGGAAGCUCACCAACGCGCCAUGCAAGUGAUGGAGCUGAACGCUUGUAUCUCGAUGCAGCACGAUGAGCUGACCGCGUUGCGUACACGAGCGAGAGAAGACCGCGAAGCGCUCGAGCAAAGUGAAGCAGCGGCCAAAGAACUCCGACAGGAGCGACAGUUGCUUACGCAGGAGACGAAAUUGCUGCAUGACAACGUUGAGCACUUGACUGCUGAAAUGGGCAAGCGCGGCACUCACUUCAAAGCGAUCAUGGAGAAGUGGACCGAGGCUCAAGCGCAAAGCGAGCAUCGCGAGCGUGAGAACGCCGCACUUCGUGAACAAUUGCAGGCUGCUCGACAGCGUGCCGAGCUUCGAGAGCGCGAGCUGGAAACCUUGAGGGACGAGCGAGAUGCGCUUCAGCACCAAGCUAAUCAGCUCAAAGGGGCUGUCGCCGCCAAAGCUGCCGAGUCGAAAGCCUUCCAAACCUAUGGCGCUAGUGCUCGCGAGCACUUGCAAAUCCAGCAAGCAGCUAUUCAACGACAUGCCGUGUACCGUCGACAGGUCAAUGGUCUUGCACGAGAUGCCAUCACUUCCCUUCGUGGUAUGCGGGCUACACUAGCACAGACUCGAGCACCACUCGUGGCCAUUCAAGGAGACUUCCGCCGAUUUCUCGAGAGACUUCGAGCGCCCGUGAUGACUCUUGUCGAACGAUCGUCUCGGUAUGCAAGAGCAGCCCAUGUCGAGCACGCACCACUGCGUCUUGCACUGCACAGUGCUGAACUUGCUCGCCGACACCUUCAUGAACAGCUCUGGCGCGCUAGGCGCGAUGCGCUGAUCAUAUGCCAGCUGCAAAAUGUCGAGCCAUCGCCAGACGCUGUUGUUGGAGACGAAAACGAGUCCGAGAAAAUGUUGCUGCGAGCAAAUUACAGCAACGGCGAACUAUUCCUACGCGAAAACGGUGCUGAUGAUACCGCUGACGAUGGAAAUGAGGUUCUGGGAGUGAAAUGCGACGCUGUUUUCUCGGACCGAGCUCGUGAGUGGGACCGUCACGAGUCCGUGACACCGGUUCUUCAGUCUGUGCUUGACGGAUGCAACGCAUGCGUCACAACGUUUGUUGGCUCGCCUCCACUUCGCAUUGCAGGCUCCAGCGCACAACAAACCGUGCCAGAAUUGCUCUUGCGCGAAUUGUUUGCGGCUGUAGGAGCUCAUGGUGAUACACGUUUUCACCGUGCGAAGUUUACCAUCAGCUUUCUGGCCGUCUUCGAUGAGACCGUGUUCGAUUUACUCGGUCUUGAAGCGAUGACUGCUCCGCCAACAGAGGCAAAUGCGUCCUCGGCGCGACAAAUUGUGGUGCUCGAGGUUCAAAACGCGGAGGAGGCUCUCAUGGUAAUCGCAGGAGGGCGCGAACACCUCACCGCCAGUGCUACUCAGCCGUUCAGCGUAAACGACUCCGUCCCUUUGUUGACCCCGCUCCUGACGCACACGGUGGUGACGGUUUGCUUAACCUACGAGAGCUUGCUCGCUGGCACAGCCCCGGUCAAGUCGAAGCUUCAAAUUGUCGAGUUAGCGUUGGGAUCUGGUAAUGGCGCAAACGAUCCAGUGAAGGCCCCACUACCGUGGUCCGAUCACCGAGAAGAAGUUAAGCAGCGGGUAGCUGUGGAAAACGGAGCGACCGCGCUGGUGACGGCACUAGCUGAGGUUCGGCUGAAGGAUGUUGCGUUUGUGCGCUAUCACAGCUCCAAGCUCACCGUGUUGCUUCAAGACACCGUAAAGCCUGGUACCAAGUUCCUCGCUCUCCAGAUGCGUUCUGCCGUGGGGGGCGGUGAUGACUCGAAGAUGGCUCCACGAAGUAGCAACCGAGACCGGUCGCUCGAGGGUUUUAUGAACCGCUUGGCGCUACAGCAAUCUCAGCCCAGCAGCGACCUCAUACUGCCCUUUUCUUCGCUCGACAUGCAGGACCAUGCUCGUCACUGCGCUGGAUCCGCAACGUCUUGGGGUGCGGAGCUGGAGGUCAUGACAAAGCGGUACGGGAAGGACGCGCUCGAUUCUCCGUCGCCGUCGCCUCCACCGGCGCCAGUGGCGUCCGUACGCAAGUCGAAAACGAAUCGGAGAAGCAGCAAAGGCCCACGAAGCAACGGAGGACAAACGGCAGCCACCGCUAAGAAGCAGGCCGCUUCAAUCCUCAUGCCAAAUGCGACUCGCGCAGCUCGACCCACGUCGAUGUCUCGCCCAGCAGCAGCCUCUGGCCCAACGGCAGGCGCGCCGCCGACGUCUCCUGCCACCAUCGGCGCCGUGCUCAAGAUCCGGCGAGAAACAGCCUCCAGCGCGCUCAAGAAGACGCUGCUCAGCCGCAAGCUGCAGGACAAACGCACCCCUUUCCGUUGA